AUGAAAUCAAUUUUCAUUACCCAAGAUAUAUGGGAAAUUAUUCAAGAUGGUUAUGAACAACCCAAAGAUGCCAAUGAAGAGGCUUCUUGGGAUGACAUAAAAAAGUGUCAAUACAAGCAAAACAAAAGAAGGGAUCAUUAUGCCCUUUCUAUAAUAUAUCGUGGAGUAGAUGAGACGAUCCUACCAACCAUCAUGACCGCCACAACUGCAAAGGAGGCAUGGAGCACUUUGGAGACAAAAUAUCGAGGCUCGGAAAAGGUAAUACUCUUCAAACUACAAUCUUUAUGGGGUCAAUUUGAUAGUAUGCAAAUGACCGAUAAUGAGUCAAUUCAAUCAUAUACCGACCGAGUCUCAAAUAUUGUUAACCAAAUUCGAUCCAAUGAAGACACCAUUGAAGAUGUUAAAAUAAUUCGAAAAAUAUUAAGAACUUUAACCAAAAAAUUUGAUCAUAUUGUGGCUGCUAUAGAAGAAUCUAAUAAAGAUUUAAGUUCACUCACCAUGACUGAAUUAAUGGGCUCUUUAUUAGCACAUGAAGAAAGAAUGCGUAAAUUUGAAAAGCAACCAAUUGAACAAGCUUUUCAGGCUAAAUUAAAAUUUUCUAAUAAUGGAAAAAAUAUAAAUGGCCACGGUAAUAAUUUUCAACCAAAAAAGGGCAAUUUUAACAACCGUGGUAGAGGGAGAGGAAAUCAUAAAAAUCAAGGGAGCCGAGAUAACAACUCUUAUUGCAUAUUAUGCAAGAAAAACAAUCAUAAUACAAGAGAUUGUCGGUACAAAUGCAAAAGAUGUACUAGACACUCUCAUUUUGAAAAAGAUUGUUAUUUCCGGCAAAAGGAAUAG
Messenger RNA from Amaranthus tricolor (Joseph's coat), 837 nucleotides. RefSeq lists its product as uncharacterized. Lineage: Eukaryota; Viridiplantae; Streptophyta; Magnoliopsida; Caryophyllales; Amaranthaceae. The transcript has a single exon. The record is from RefSeq and is a predicted model, not a curated record. Bases 1 to 837 code for a protein of 278 amino acids.